GAAACAAGAACAAAAUGUAUUUUCCAAUCAACUUCAUCUUCCUUUUCACUUUAUCCCCUUUCUGGGUUCCUUCAAAAGCAUUGGAAAUAGAUUCAACAGACCCAAUUCCAUCACCAUGGCCGCACCAGUUCCAUGCAACUACCAUCAUGAACUACACAGGAGGUCUCCGGAAAGUGGAUCUCUGGUACGAUUGGCCUAACAAAAGGUACUUGCAUAUAAACCAAUACCAAUUGGGGAAAAAAUUGUACGGAGUUGAAUGGCAGAACGGCACUUCAUUUUACUUCACUUUGGACUCUACCGAGGAGUGCACAAUCAGGCAUUUCCCUGUGGGGAUUUUGAGACCUAAUUGGCUUGAAGGUGCAAAUUAUAUGGGCCAGAGGUAUAAAGAUGGAUUCCUCUGUAAUGUUUGGGAUAAGAUUGAUUUCAUACACUACUAUGAAGAUGUUGCUACCCAGAUACCUGUUUAUUGGCAUUUUUAUGAUGGAUUGAUCGAACAUAUUAUGACUUUUGAGGUGGGGAAAGUGCUGGAGGAUUCUAAGUGGCAAGCCCCCGCUUACUGCUUCAAGGAGAUUGAAAAGGGAAAGAAAACUUUGCAAUAUCAAAAAGUUCAAGACCACUCACUUCUCACUUCGUUUCAUGAGAGAAGAUUUAAAAGUGACAAAUGAACGAAUAUGUAUGACAACAAUAUACCUACUGCUACUUGGAUAUGCCCAUGUUUUGAGUUUGUAAUGCUAAUAGUUUGGGCCAAAUACAUACGCAUCCCUUUUCACUUGCACUUUCAUAU
Messenger RNA from Solanum verrucosum, 784 nucleotides. RefSeq lists its product as uncharacterized. The coding region runs from base 15 to 665 and encodes 216 amino acids. The record is from RefSeq and is a predicted model, not a curated record. NCBI's taxonomy places the organism in Eukaryota, Viridiplantae, Streptophyta, Magnoliopsida, Solanales, Solanaceae. The transcript has 2 exons.